ACAGGAGCCACUGCCAUGGCUGUAGGCAAUAUCAACGAGCUGCCUGAGAACAUCUUACUGGAACUCUUCACCCACAUACCGGCCCGCCAGCUGCUGCUGCGUUGCCGACCUGUCUGCAGUCUCUGGCGAGACCUCAUUGACCUGGUGACACUCUGGAAACGCAAGUGCCUUCGAGAGGGCUUCAUCACAGAGAACUGGGACCAGCCUGUGGCUGACUGGAAGAUCUUCUACUUCCUGCGAAGCCUCCGAAGGAACCUCCUUCACAACCCAUGUGCGGAAGAGGGAUUUGAGUUCUGGAGCCUGGAUGUGAACGGAGGUGAUGAGUGGAAGGUGGAAGACCUCUCCAAAGACCAGCGGAAGGAAUUCCCCAAUGACCAGGUCAAGAAAUACUUCGUGACUUCCUAUUACACCUGCCUCAAGUCCCAGGUGGUGGACCUCAAAGCUGAAGGGUAUUGGGCAGAGCUGAUGGAUGCCACCCGACCGGACAUCGAGGUCAAAGACUGGUUCGCAGCCAGACCAGACUGUGGGUCCAAGUACCAGCUGUGCGUACAGCUCCUGUCAUCGGCACACGCACCACUGGGAACCUUCCAGCCAGACCCCACAACGAUCCAGCAGAAGAGCGAUGCCAAGUGGAGGGAGGUUUCACACACAUUCUCCAACUAUCCUCCCGGCGUCCGCUACAUCUGGUUUCAGCACGGAGGCGUGGACACUCACUACUGGGCCGGCUGGUACGGCCCUAGAGUCACCAACAGCAGCAUCAUCAUCGGGCCCCCGCUGCCCUGAUGCCCCUGAGCCCCUAUCCUCGGAGCCCUAAUU
Phodopus roborovskii (desert hamster) is the source of this 816-nucleotide messenger RNA. Its product is annotated as F-box only protein 44. The transcript is spliced from 5 exons. The record is from RefSeq and is a predicted model, not a curated record. Bases 16 to 783 code for a protein of 255 amino acids. Gene Ontology annotation, biological process: SCF-dependent proteasomal ubiquitin-dependent protein catabolic process; glycoprotein catabolic process. Gene Ontology annotation, cellular component: SCF ubiquitin ligase complex; cytoplasm. Gene Ontology annotation, molecular function: protein binding; ubiquitin protein ligase activity. Lineage: Eukaryota; Metazoa; Chordata; Mammalia; Rodentia; Cricetidae.